Pyrus x bretschneideri (Chinese white pear) is the source of this 2172-nucleotide messenger RNA. Its product is annotated as ABC transporter G family member 9-like. Gene Ontology annotation, molecular function: ABC-type transporter activity; ATP binding; ATP hydrolysis activity. Gene Ontology annotation, cellular component: membrane. The record is from RefSeq and is a predicted model, not a curated record. The transcript has 4 exons. The coding region runs from base 1 to 1866 and encodes 621 amino acids. Lineage: Eukaryota; Viridiplantae; Streptophyta; Magnoliopsida; Rosales; Rosaceae.
AUGGAGCAAGAGAUGGUGGUGGAUAUAGAGUCUCAAACUAAUAGAAGGCCCGACAGUGAAACCCCCGGUAUGUUCAAGAAAGCCAUUCAACCAGUCACAGUGAAGUUUGAAGACGUGGUUUACAAGAUCAAAGCCAAAAAGAACACCAAGUCCGAAGAGAAAGUGAUCUUAAACAGCGUCAACGGCCUAGUUAAACCCAGCGAAAUCCUAGCCAUGCUCGGCCCCUCUGGAAGUGGCAAAACAACCCUCCUAACCGCACUCGGAGGUAGACUUGGCGGCCAGCUUGGUGGUUCCAUAACCUACAACAACAAACCCUUCACAAACACAAUGAAAAGAAACACUGGCUUUGUAACCCAAGACGAUUUUCUCUACCCGCAUUUAACCGUGACCGAAACCCUAGUCUUCACGGCACUUCUUCGCUUGCCCAACACGCUAUCCAAGCGAGACAAGGUCACGCAAGCCUAUGCGGUGAUUACACAGCUCGAAUUAACCAAAUGCAAGAACAGCGCCGUUGGUGAUCAGUUCAUGAGGGGUAUUUCGGGCGGGGAGAGAAGAAGGGUUAGCAUAGGGCAAGAAUUACUCGUAAAUCCUAGCUUGCUCUUCUUGGAUGAACCCACGUCGGGGCUUGAUUCGACAACAGCGCAGCGAAUUGUAUCGGCACUAUGGGAUUUGGCAAGUGGUGGGAGGACGAUCGUGAUGACUAUACAUCAGCCUUCAAGUAGGCUGUUCUACAUGUUUCAUAAGGUGAUGCUGUUAUCGGAAGGGAACUGUUUGUAUUUUGGGAAGGCAGGGGAGGUUAUGGACUAUUUUUCGGGCAUUGGGUACGCUCCCGUGAUCGCUAUGAAUCCUGCGGAUUUUCUAUUGGACCUUGCUAAUGGUCUGGCACCUGAUGGAUCAUAUGAAAAUAAGAGCAAGGUGAAGCGGAGUCUGGCCUUGGCCUACAAAAGCAAUCUUUUAGAUAGAUUGAAAACUGAACUUCAAGAAACCAAUAACUGCAGUCAAUUUCAAGAGGGAUCUGCAGAAGACAAGAAGUUUGGAAAAUGGUCCACAACUUGGUGGCAGCAAUGCUCUGUGUUGCUGAGGAGAGGAAUGAAAGAGAGGAGGCAUGAGGCCUUUUCUCGUCUCAAGAUUGGUCAGGUGUUGGCUGUGGCUCUUCUUGUUGGCCUACUAUGGUGGCAAUCUGAUAUUGCACACCUGGAGGAUCAGAUUGGGCUUCUCUUCUUUAUGACUGGAUUUUGGGGUUUCUUCCCACUGUUCCAAGCGCUCUUCACCUUUCCACCGGAGCGCAAGAUGCUAGAAAAAGAAAGAGCUUCAGGUACAUACAGACUCUCCUCCUAUUUCGUGUCAAGGAUUGUUGCUGACCUCCCAAUGGAACUUGCUCUUCCAACCCUAUUUGUCACCGUAGCAUACUGGAUGGCAGGCCUCAAACCAUCGGCCGGAAACUUUUUCCACACCUUGUUCGCUCUGCUCCUCAGUGUUUUAGUAGCUCAAGGCAUGGGGCUUGCUAUUGGGGCUUUGGUUAUGGAUCAGAAAAAGGCAACGGUUCUCGCAUCAAUCAUCAUGUUGUCAUUCAGUCUAGCUGGUGGCUACUAUGUUCAACAUGCUCCUGUUUUUAUUUCUUGGAUCAAAUAUAUAUCACUAAGCAACUACACCUACAGGCUCUUGCUGAGUUCUCAGUACAAGAAAAGUGAUACCUACCCAUGUGAUGGUAGGGUUUGCUCAGUUGGAGAUUUCCCAACUAUAAAAUCUUCUGGUCUCAAUGGACAAUCGAGUGCUGUGGUUGCUUUGGUCAUUAUGCUUGUGGGUUACAGGUUCAUCGGUUAUUUAGCCCUCAUGAGGAUUGGUGUUACAAAGAAGUACCCUUAGACUCUUAGUUAAUAAGAGGAUUAAAUAUUACAAGCUAGUUAAUUUGGUUUGUGGGUAAGACACAAGAGGUUUACAAAUGAUUAGAACUUCUAGAUUAUAUAUCCAGUUCGAUCGUUUGGAUAAUGUUUGCUUCCGAAGUUAAUGUCCUGUUUGGUUUGAUUGUAUCCUAAAUAGGGAGACACAUGUGAGAUAUAAAUUUUCUAUAAGAGUAUUUAAUUAGCAGGGGUAGAGAACAUGUAAAAUUUGGUGGGCUACUCUGACAUUACAUCUAUGAAUAAAAUUGUGACGACUAGUACUUUCAGAACA